GGAAUUUGGUCGGGUUUGGGUGGAAUUUUGUAGCUACAGUCAGGUUUGGAUUCUGAACUUGGUUUGGACUUUGGACAGAGACUCGGGCUGUGUUCAGGUUGAGGUCAACGUUUUAGACUCGGCUGAAGCUCAAAUUUGACAGAACAGGAUGUAAAACCUGUCUGUAAAUUCGUUCAGUCAUGCAGGUGGCGCUUGUGUCGUGUGGAGAUGAAUCUGAUAUUCGGAACUCGUCAAAACAAGAGCUGUUACUCAUCCCUGGCUGUCAGCGAGCGUUCACACUUCAGCUUUCAAACUUCUAAACUGGAAACUCAAACUUCCAGUGCACAGUUUCCCCCGAGAGAUGAGUGUACUUCCCCCGUCCCACCGACCCUCCUGCCCCCUCCAGCUGGGCCCGCUGAACUAAGUCAUCGCUGGAGUGGAGGAUCAUGCAGAAUCGGUCAGAGACGGCGUUGGUGUUUGCCGGCUCAUUAGCGAUACGAGUCCCAGACCGGUGACCCCCGGGGCCGCUGCGGAGCGGAUCAGGAGAAAAUGGCUGCUGCUGUUUCAAGCUCGUGUUUGCACAUCUGUCGAGAGAGAGGGGGCUUAUCCAUCAUUCGUGCCUCGUCCACCGAGGUGGGUUAAGAUGAGUAUAACAAGCGAUGAAGUCAACUUUUUGGUCUACAGAUACCUCCAGGAAUCAGGUUUCUCCCACUCUGCGUUCACCUUUGGCAUCGAGAGCCACAUCAGCCAGUCCAACAUCAACGGCACGCUAGUGCCCCCUGCUGCCCUCAUCUCCAUACUGCAGAAGGGCCUCCAGUACGUGGAGGCUGAGAUCAGCAUUAAUGAGGAUGGGACAGUAUUUGACGGCCGGCCGAUCGAGUCUCUGUCUCUGAUUGAUGCGGUGAUGCCGGACGUGGUUCAGAGCCGUCAGCAGGCUUUCAGAGAGAAGCUGGCGCAGCAGCAGCAGGCCGGGGGCGGAUCGGCGGCGGCCUCGGGGGGUCAGACCAUCGCAAUAAAGAAUGGCGAGACCACCGUCAAUGGGCAGGAGAACGGCACACACGACUUGAAUAACCAUGCUGAGCCCAUGGAGGUGGACGGAGACGUGGAGAUUCCAGCUAGCAAGGCCACAGUUCUGCGGGGCCAUGAGUCGGAGGUGUUCAUCUGUGCCUGGAACCCCGUUAGCGACCUCUUAGCAUCUGGGUCGGGCGACUCAACAGCGCGGAUAUGGAACCUGAGUGAGAACAACAACAACAGCAGCUCCACCCAGCUGGUCCUGCGUCACUGCAUCCGUGAGGGCGGCCAGGACGUGCCCAGCAACAAGGACGUCACCUCGCUGGACUGGAACAGUGACGGUACUCUCUUAGCCACCGGGUCCUAUGAUGGAUUUGCAAGAAUAUGGACAAAAGACGGUAAUCUCGCCAGCACUUUGGGUCAACACAAAGGCCCUAUAUUUGCACUGAAGUGGAACAAGAAAGGGAACAGUAUUCUGAGCGCAGGAGUCGAUAAGACGACAAUCAUCUGGGACGCACACACAGGAGAGGCGAAGCAGCAGUUUCCCUUCCACUCAGCUCCGGCGCUGGACGUGGACUGGCAGAACAACACCACCUUCGCCUCCUGCAGUACAGACAUGUGCAUCCACGUGUGCCGGCUGGGCAGCGACAGGCCGCUCAAGACCUUCCAGGGACACACGAAUGAGGUGAACGCCAUCAAGUGGGACCCCAGUGGAACCCUGCUGGCUUCCUGCUCUGACGACAUGACGCUGAAGAUUUGGAGUAUGAAGCAGGACUCGUGUGUUCACGACCUCCAGGCCCACAGUAAAGAAAUCUACACCAUCAAAUGGAGUCCUACAGGCGCAGGCUCCAACAACCCCAACACCAACAUCCUGCUGGCCAGUGCGUCCUUCGACUCCACGGUGCGACUGUGGGAUGUGGACAGAGGCGUGUGCGUCCACACCCUGACCAGACACCAGGAGCCAGUCUACAGCGUGGCCUUCAGUCCGGACGGCAAGUUCCUGGCCAGCGGCUCCUUCGACAAGUGUGUCCACAUCUGGAGCACAGCAAGUGGAGCUCUGGUGAACAGCUACAGAGGAACUGGGGGUAUUUUUGAGGUCUGCUGGAACAGCACAGGGGACAAGGUCGGUGCCAGCGCGUCAGACGGCUCGGUGUGUGUUCUGGAUCUGCGGAAAUAGACGCCUGCCGGAGUGACGACGGAGCUGGAACUUCGCAGCUGAAUGCCUUUAUUACAUCCGAACUCUCCAUGAUCGCACGCAACCAAGACGGGGCCAUGAAGCAGGAACACGACUACGCCAAGAAGAGAAGAAUCCCAAAUGUUUAAAACCAAAUUGAAAGCAGAAGGGCUUGGAGCAGAGGGUGACCAAUCAGGCCAGGCCUUGGUCAGGGCCUGAGGGACGGAACCGGCGUCAGUUUGACUACGUUGGCGAAGCUGGAGGAGAUGUUAACGCUGACGUCUCCAGGCUCAUCGGCCCUGCUGUCCUCUGGCAGCGGCAGACCAGCGCACUAUUAGCCAAACAUUGAGAAUCUUACUUUCCCCACAGCGCAAGAGUGCAGGAGCGCAAGAGUGCGCAAGUCAGUUGCGCUGGUGUUCUUGUUCUCGAGCGAUUUCUCCUCAGUGGAGAGUGGAACAUGUUUGGAGAGACUUUGGCGGUUUAACCGAGCUGUUCUCCAUCUCAAGCACAUCAUUACUACUGAGAUCAGUGAAGAAACUCAGCUGCCGAGUGCUUUUUCAAACUUUUUAGCGGGAAAAAAAACUAAAUAUGUGGUGCCCUCUGGAUGUAAAUGUAACGAAUGUAUAGAUAUGUAAAUUAGAAGAAUACACAGAUUUUAUAUACUGUGUAUAUAUGUUUAUAUGCCGUGUACGUAGUCAUCGUCAUCCUCCUCCUGAAGCCUCGGCCUCGCGCUUUUGCUAACGCUACGUUUCUACUGGGUCAGAAUUUUGUCGAUCCCGUCUGCUGGGCUGCUGGUGAAGUUCAUAGCGCAGAAGCUGAAGACGUGUACUGUAUUUUAUGUGCCUCAGAAUCUUGAGAAAACGGUAGUUCUCAGCCCAGGUUCUAUUUCUCACACUGGUUUACAAGUGAAAUAAAGCCUUUUGGGAAUGUAGAUACACAUAUUAGAGCCCUAGAUGGCCAACAGGGGGCGCCGAGAAGGUGCCCAACAGACCCACAGCAUUGAUUUUCACUGAUUUUGAAGUUUUUCUUUAAGAUGACGUGACCAAAUCAAAUGUUUUGUUUUUGUUUGUUUGUUUUCUGCAAAGAACAUCUGUUUUUUUCUUAAUAUAAUGCAUUUUUGUUUGAAAUUUGAAAUAAAAAUCCAAAGUCUCACCAUCCGAGUCCACAAUA
Molecule: messenger RNA, 3334 nt
Organism: Colossoma macropomum (tambaqui)
Lineage: Eukaryota; Metazoa; Chordata; Actinopteri; Characiformes; Serrasalmidae
Gene: tbl1x
Product: transducin beta like 1 X-linked
Exons: 15
Coding region: 623-2167 (514 amino acids)
Biological process (GO): regulation of transcription by RNA polymerase II
Cellular component (GO): histone deacetylase complex
Molecular function (GO): protein binding; transcription corepressor activity
Source: RefSeq, a predicted model, not a curated record